ACCUGCGUUCACCUAGCGUCGGCGUCGUAGCUAUUACUCGCUGGCAGUUCGCAUCGUUCGCAUCGUAUAAAAUCAAAAGUAACGAACGCGCGGCCGUCACUUCCAAUAUUAUUGUCGCGCGCUGUCAAAUUGUAGCGCGUCGAACGACCCGCGUUUAAAUCCAAAUUCACAGUUACACCGUUAAUAAUAAUAAAGUGCGAUAUUACAAUAUUCACAUUAAAUUAAAUUAAAUUAAAUUAAAUACGAAUUGAUAUCAAAGUGUCAACCAGAGUGACAUGACAAGUUGAUCAACCUCAAAACAUUGGCAAACCGAACAAUUCGAAAAGUUUUUGUAAGAAAAAGUGCGUUGUGCGUUUGAACCAUCAAAAAAAUGGAUCACAAACUGGAGCGUAAGCAGCGGAUAAUGCUGGACGACGACCGCAAGUUCGCCUUGAUGAAAUUCCGGCGUAAUCUUCACGAUAUCCUGAAGCCGCACCACGACGAUGCGUUCCUUUUGCGUUGGCUGCGCGCGAGGAGUUGGAAUGUCGAGAAUGCCGAAAAAAUGUUUAGAGAGUCGAUGAAUUGGAGACAACAAUGGGGAGUUGACGGAUAUCUACGUACAUGGCAACCAGGAGAAGUCAUGGACAAAUAUAUUGCGUACGGAGUGAUUGGAACUGAUCCAGAAGGGUGUCCAAUUGCAAUUAUCCCAAUUAAAGGCGUGGAUAUUGUUGGUAUUCUACAUUCAGUGAGCCGUCAUGACUUCAUCAGGUUCGCCAUUAAUGUCUUGGAAACCACCCUGGAAAAAGCCGCAAAACGUGGACAACACGAAAUUGUUGUCAUUUUUGAUAUGGAAGGCUUCCAACUACGACCAUACGCAUGGCGACCAGCUACACAACUUGUCAUUUCCAUGAUACAAAUGUACGAAGCCAAUUAUCCAGAGUCAUUGAAAGCUUGCUUCGUAAUAAACGCACCAAGAGUAUUUGCCUUUGCAUUCAACGUGAUUAAACCCUUUUUGGACGAAUACACAAUCAGCAAGAUCAGCGUUUUCAAAUCAGACCCGAGAAAAUACCAGAAAGCAAUGAAAGAGUGUAUUCCAGAUGAUCAACUUCCGGUGCACUAUGGCGGAACAAUGGUAGAUCCUGAUGGUGAUCCAAAAUGUCCCUCUAAGAUUAAUUACGGCGGUACAGUACCCAAGAGUUUCUACAAAAAGAACUUCGAACAAGACAAAAAACGUGACUACACCGAUACAAGCGUAAAAAGUGGUGGAAAGAUUGUUCUAGACUUCAACGCACCCGAAGAGGGAUGUUACCUUAACUGGGAUUUUGUCACCGAAGACCACGACAUCAAAUUCGGCGUCACCUGCAAGGACGACGCCACCGGACACGUUCACCAGGUGAUCAAAGCAAUGCGUGUGCCUUCACAUCAAGUAGAAGAAUCAGGCGCGUUGCAAUGCAAACCAAAUUACACUUAUACGGUGACGUUCGAUAACACAUACAGUAUGUUCAAGAACAAGAAGAUCAAAUAUUCCGUCUACAUGACAGAACCAAUCACCAAACUGGAUAUGAGUGUGUUACCAGCGAACGAAGAAUAAUUAUCAACAGAAUUUACAUUAAAAUAAACUAUUUACAUUAAAUAGAUUAUCCAAUCAGCAAUCUAUAAGGUAAAAUAAUAAAUUUAGAGGUAAACAAUAAUAUUACACCAGGAUAAGGUUGGUUAUUGUACGUUUUGCUCAAAGAUUACACUUAACAAACAGAAAAUGGCGGAUGUGGAAGCAUAAAUAAGAAAAUACAUUAUUUUUUAUAUUUAGGCGUGUUUACGUUUAAAUAAUGAUGAAAUAUUGGCAACAAUUAGUAAAAAAGCAUAUAAAAUUGUAAAAUUUCACAUAAUUCUGUAUUUUUCAGCGUUUGUAUUCAUUAUUUUAAUUUAUAUCUAGGCUUAAUUGUUUAUAAAGUGUUAUUAAAACGUUUGCAUUUCAUAUGUUUUGAAUCAACAA
Molecule: messenger RNA, 1972 nt
Organism: Dalotia coriaria
Lineage: Eukaryota; Metazoa; Arthropoda; Insecta; Coleoptera; Staphylinidae
Product: SEC14-like protein 2
Exons: 10
Coding region: 371-1570 (399 amino acids)
Cellular component (GO): cytoplasm
Source: RefSeq, a predicted model, not a curated record